AUGCCGCUCGCUACCCCGCUGCUGCCGCCUCCGCCGCCGCCCGAGCAGUCCCGACUGAGCCCGGCAGGAUCGCUCUGCCUUUUCCGCAACAUCAUUCCAUUAAUCGCCGGGAGGCAAGAAAAGGCUCUGGGCGCCGGGGCUGCCGCUGCUCGGGGAGCGAGCUCGCUAAAAAUACGUAAUUUUUUUUCUCCUUUCCUUCUCGCAGGCUGGCUCGCCUUCCUUCCACCGUCUCGUCCGGCUCCCAGGCUGCGGGAUCCUGCGCGAAGUUCCCUUUACCAGACGCGGUACCUCAGGGACGCUCCGCCGCCGCGCGGAGUUGGGGCAGGGGCGCUGCCCUCCAAGUUGCUACCGCGCCCCCGGCGCCUCCGGUCGGGGAGCGCCCGCCGGGCGCAGCUCGCAGGGGCCGGAGGGGCGGCGGCUGCGCACCAUGUGCCGCCCCCGGCGCCCGCCGCGGCCCCGGCUCGCAGGAAGCGCCGCGGAGGGUGUGGCCCGCCCGCCCCGCACGGCCCCGCCGCGCACCCGCGGGGAGCCGGCCCGGGAGGGGAGAGGGGCACGGCGGGGAGCCGGGACGCGGAGGACCGCGGGGGGAAGGAAAAACAAAAAAAAAGAAGAGAGAGACGAGGGGGUAAAAAAAAAAGCUCCACCGGAUCCGGGUGCUGGGGCGGGCGGGCGGAUCCGUUCCCCUUCCUUUGCCGCUGCCUCACUCCUUCCUGCCGCGAUCAUUCACGCGGCCGCUGCGCGCUCGCUCCCCGCCGCCGCCGUCCAUCCCCUGCGCCCCGGGCCCUCCUCGCCGGCUCCCGCGGUGGCCGCCGCCGCACCAACUUAGGCUCUUCCCGCAAACAAGGGUGGUGGCCGCGGGCUGCAGCCGCGGAUGCUGCGACCCGCCCGGCCUUGCGCUCCUCCUGCCAUCUUCCCUGGCUGAGCGGCCAACUCCCAGGGAAAAAAGAAAAAAAAAUAAAAGAAAAAGAGGAAAAAAAAAAAAAAAAGGAGAGAGCUAGGAAAUCUUCGUUUAAAUUCCCUUUUUCUGGCUUUCAGACAAACUACUGGGAAGCGGCGGCUACGACGGCGCUGCCAGCCAGACGCUGCACGGCUCCGGGGGAGCUCCCCCGCCCCGCUGCCUUUGCUGUAACCUCACUUGAGCCUAUCGAAAUCUUUUGUGCGGUGUCACCGCCCUUCGUUUAAAUCCUGCCCUCCCCCCGCCGCCGCUCCGCGCCCGCCGCCGCUCGCUCCUCCCAGGCGGAGGGGGCAGCAGCGCCGGCACCGCCCGUCCGCCGCCGUCGCUGCCCCGUCCCCGCCGCGCCGGGCUCCGGAGGGGCUCCACGAAUAAACAGCGGGGAUGCCGGAGCGAGAGGCCCCUGGGAGGAAGGCGAGAGGCAGCCGGACAGCGGCCGCCGGGAGAGCGCGGCCCGGGGGCGCACGGAGCGGUCGGAUAGCGGAGAGCGAGGAGCCGCCCCAGCCCCGGCCCGGGUGCCGCUCCCUGCCCGGCCCCUGCCCCGGGCAGCCCGCCAGAUGCUGCUGCCUGCCACGAUGCUCUGUGUGAUUUGUGCCAUGCCCCAAGGACAAAGGGGAGAGAUCCUUGUUUUGGACAGGUCCUGCAGUGCCUCCUCCACCAGUCUCCCUCCACAGAUACCCAGCUGGGCCUUAACCAUGGCAGUUCCUGACCAAAGCCCUUAGUAACUGCUACAAUAUAAAGCAAUUUUUUUUUCUAGCUCUUCUAACCUAUCCACCAGGCUGAUCUAGUCCUCAUCUGCCUUGGUAUUAGCCAGGGGGAAAACUGGUAAUUUUUGUCUUGUAGUAGGUGUUGCAUGUGGACAGUGUCCAAGGAAGUCUUGCCAAAUGUCAUUGUCCUCCCAUAGAAGCCUUGGGUGUUUAGUUUUUCUGCAUAUUAAAUGUUUGGGGAAGAGUCACUUAGCUUUUGCUUUUUGAAAAAAUAAUGUCGAAAAUACCACCUUCAUUAGUCAUUUUUAUCAUGCAAGUGGCUUUUCCUGGAGCAGGUCCCUGUGAGAUCCAUCCUACAGACUCUAGGGUUGCUGCCUAGGUACACCUGGCCUAGCUGGAUUCCCUCUUAGUCUGUGUUUCCCAUGAACAUGCAGUCUCAUUCUAAAAUGCAGCCUUGGAGGUGGAUUCUCUUGGGCUGGUACCUGAGCAAGGUACAUGCUUUGAAGUGCCAGUUCAUGCAUCUCUGUGAUUAAGGAGGAGACUUGUACUCAGUGAUGUUUGGGUGGGUAUUUUCUUCCUAAGUCUUCUGCACAUCUCUUUCAAGGAGGAUGUAUUCAUGCCCAUUUAUUUCAGUGCAAAGGUGAUCCACAGGGCUUGGGCAGCUCACUGCAUUGGUAUAAAAACUUGAUGAUGUGACAAUCAGGUGGCCAUGCUUGGCUUUAAAACGAUUUCAGUGACAGAGUCUGAAUGAAUUAACUCUCUGGGGUUCAAACCAGCAGGCAUUGUCAGAUACAAGGGAUUAAAAGGCUUUUUAAUGUGGCUUAGUAGUGUACAGAAGAUUGGCUUACUUGUAUGAGCUCUUCUUUUGUCACAUUGAUCUUUAUUUUGCAUUGUGCUUAGUACAACAGAAACUGGAGGCUGAAGUCUUCUUUCCUGAAUCAUCUGAAAGAACUUAGCCCUUUUAUUGCUUAGUAAAAUAUUUCAUUGUGAAGGAGGAAUUGAUUUUUGCCAGUGUAGCCACUGUUGAGUAAUAGCUGAAGAAUACCAAGUUGUAAUAAUUUCAUGAGCACUGUAUGUGGCCAGGUGGGUGAGAGGAAGUUACUGUAUGGUGGGUUGUACUUCUUUAUAUUACUUUCCUGUACAGAUGUAUUGAUCUAACCUAAUAGGGAGCUAGCUGAUGAAGGAAUAAAAGGCAAUUCAGUGGUU
This is a messenger RNA of Serinus canaria (Common canary), 2865 nucleotides long. RefSeq names its product translation initiation factor IF-2-like. The coding region runs from base 1 to 1182 and encodes 393 amino acids. The transcript has 3 exons. NCBI's taxonomy places the organism in Eukaryota, Metazoa, Chordata, Aves, Passeriformes, Fringillidae. The record is from RefSeq and is a predicted model, not a curated record.